GUGAAAUCGGAAGUAUAUCAAGUCUGCAGCUCGUUUGUUCAAAGCAUUUUAAAACGUCCACUACGACUGUGCAUUGUGAUUUUUUUUAAACAUUUUAUUUUAUUGUAACUAGUGAUAUUUUUCAACCAUUCUAACACGGUUUUAUUAACUUAGAAGUCAACUGGACGUCGCGUGUACAUGUCGAUAGUUCUAGUUAGAUACCUAACCUAACCGUUACUCAGCCGUGCAAAACCGGGCUCAGCAUAGCGUAUUUUAUACCACAUCCAACGAUAUGACGACCACGACCACGACCACGAUGGGGCGACCGGUGGUCAUCGUACCGUGUCUACUGGUGUUGCUCUUGUCGGCGGUACGUGCGGGUCAUUCCGUUCACGAUUCGGACGACCAUUAUAGCGUGCCCAGCUAUCAUUUUAACUACGGCGUCAAGGACUUGCACACGGGUGAUCUGAAGAGCCAAUGGGAACGCCGCGAGGGCGACGUCGUCAAAGGUUCGUACAGUCUGAUGGAACCGGACGGCAGCAUAAGGACGGUGGACUACACGGCCGACAGCCACAACGGGUUCAACGCGGUGGUGACCAAGAGCGGCCACAGCGUCCACCCGAGCGGACACCAUUACCAGCAGCCGGCGGCGUUCAAACCGUCACCGCCGUCCAAGUACCCGCCGCCACUAAACCGCUACUACCCGCAGCAGCAGGUGCAGCAGCAACAGCAGCACCAAAAGGCCGUCGCGUCCGUCGACUACAUCGCGUACCUCAACAACGGCCUGGACGCCGCCGCGGCGUACGCGUCGCCAAAGUACUACUCGCCCGCCCCGCAGGCGCCUUCGCCCAAGCACUACUAUCCCGCCCCUAAAUACUACUAUUACCCGGCGGCAGGCCCGUCGGCCGAACCUCUUCUCCCGUCGCCGUCGUCCACGGUGUCGGCGUUCGUCGCCAAAUCCGGGCCCGUCCUGUUCCCCGCCGACAACUCCACUUCGGCCGCUUCGGACAGGCCGUCGCCUUCGCCCACGCCCAUAACUUUGCUCAAGUACGAACCCGAAACCGACAACGGGCAGUUAUACGGUGAUUAUUACACGUGAGCCUGUCCGCGCACCAUCUUCGCCCGUGUACAUAAAAAUAACGAAUAAGUCCUUUAAGCGAGUCCGCGCCUGCCUAAGUCUUGGUUGCUUUCAAAAUUGUGCUACUUCCACAAUUAAAAUUCAAAAACGGAUUUCAGUAGAUUUCGUUCUGUUCCACACUAUGGUAAUAUUUCUCAAGUGUCAGCUUCUGCCAAAAUCAAAAAUACUCAAACGAAACAACACAGCCGUCGCUUAAACAAAUCGCGUGACCGCACAAUAAUAAAUUAUUAUAAUAUCCCAUAAAUGUAUAAGGUAAAAACCGAAGGGAGGGGGAAGGGGGGAUAAUCGAGCCAAAUAUACAAUUGUUUUUAAUUUAUGUAUUUCUAUGUAGUGAAACUUAAUAUAGUAUAUUAUAAAACUAGUUUGAUCGUAGCGUUAACGUGUAACGAAGUGCAAUAUUUUUUUUUUUUGUUAUUACAUUUAAGCUUAAU
Adelges cooleyi (spruce gall adelgid) is the source of this 1548-nucleotide messenger RNA. RefSeq names its product cuticle protein-like. The record is from RefSeq and is a predicted model, not a curated record. Gene Ontology annotation, cellular component: extracellular matrix. The coding region runs from base 272 to 1078 and encodes 268 amino acids. NCBI's taxonomy places the organism in Eukaryota, Metazoa, Arthropoda, Insecta, Hemiptera, Adelgidae. The transcript has 3 exons.